Molecule: messenger RNA, 909 nt
Organism: Chaetomium globosum CBS 148.51
Lineage: Eukaryota; Fungi; Ascomycota; Sordariomycetes; Sordariales; Chaetomiaceae
Exons: 3
Coding region: 1-909 (302 amino acids)
Source: RefSeq, a predicted model, not a curated record
AUGGUUUCUUUUAGUGGGGUUCUUACCGCCGCCACCGCCGGCUGGCUGCUUGCGGGUGCCGGCGCCGUCAUCGCGCAUGAGCCCGAGCACCAGCAUGAACGGUUUGUGGCGGUUGAGACCGGCGCUGUCUUGUCGCCGCGACAGUACCACAUGAGUCCGGCGCAUGCGAUGCUGGAGAAACGCGAAGGCGGCUGCAAUCCAGGUUUACAUCCAUCGCCGCCGGCUGCUGGCCACAAUCGGCUCGGCGAUGCGACUCGCCCUGUCCCGAAUCCCGCCUACCAAUGCGACCUGACGCGCACGGUGACCACGUCCGGCACAACCAGCACCGUCACCACCCCCGGCGGCGCGUGCUGCCCGCGCGUGUGCACGGGCACCUCCCAGUUCCAGUGCCCGACCUCCCUCGGCGGCGGCUGCUGCCAGUACAACCAGCGGUGCGCGGCCGGCAGCGGCAGCAGCGGGAGCUGCGUGUUUGAUCUGACGGCGGCGCCGACCGCGUCCAUCGACCCGGGCUUGAUCCCGCCGCCGGGGUAUGCGACUUCGGAUGCCAUGUCGCGGAGCGGGAGGGGCGGGCUGGCGCAGGACUACUUCGGGCCCGCGCCGGCGGUUGGCCCGUACUCGGAGACGCACAACACGUCGCCCAUGACGACGCCCGGGUUGGACCGUGGCGGCGUGCCUCUGCAGCCGCAUGGGCCGGGAGAUAUUGCGGUGCCGGUUGAGAUCGACUCGAGGUUGAGGGAGGAGGAGCGAACACCAGUCGGGUUGGCCAUCACGCCGGGCACGAAUAGGUCGCGCGACAGCGAGGACGCCACGGAGCGCUAUGAAUUGUAUGGAUCUGAGAUGGGGCAGAUGUCCCCCACAUGGCCGCCAUACAGCGACGGGAUGCCGAGCCCUGGCGAACGGCCGAAGUGA